Messenger RNA from Rhagoletis zephyria (snowberry fruit fly), 634 nucleotides. RefSeq lists its product as uncharacterized. Lineage: Eukaryota; Metazoa; Arthropoda; Insecta; Diptera; Tephritidae. The record is from RefSeq and is a predicted model, not a curated record.
UCUUAAUUUCAAACUUAAAAAAAGUUUUCUUGAAAAGCCCAUUCAGGGUGGCAGUUUUCAAAGAAAUGGAACCCAAUCUUCCUCUGCCUCCUCAGCCGGUAUGUCAAGAUAAAUUGCUAUUGUUGUUAAUUUUAAUUAUAAUUAUUUGUAAAUUUAUACAGGUGAUAACUCGAUGGGGCACAUGGCUAAUUGCAGCCGUAUAUUAUGCCGAAAACUAUGAUUCCAUCAAAAGAAUAAUUGACCAAAUAACGGACGAUGCAGCAUGUGUCAGAUUCUCGAAGCAAUUGUUGAGCAAAAAAUCGGUUCAGGGGAAUUUGAUAUAUAUAAAAUGCAAUUUUGGUUUUCUUUUAGAGGAAAAAGUUUUCGAACGUCUACAGAAAACAGGAACUCCAGUUGGUGAGGUAUUAAAUAUUUUGGAUAACAUUGAGAAGCGGCUUAUAGAAGCGCAGGGGCCUAUUGCCAAAUUGGUGUUGGAAAAAUUCAAAGCCGUUUUCUCAGCUAACUAAGGCUUGGAGACAAUAAGGGGUGUGGAUAAGAUUGUUAAGGGCGAGGCAAACGCUCUUAUUCCUGAUAAUAUGAACGUUUCAAACGUUCCAUAUUUAAAUUGGGCGCCACUUGUAUCAACUUACGUCGA